Molecule: messenger RNA, 3080 nt
Organism: Rosa rugosa (rugosa rose)
Lineage: Eukaryota; Viridiplantae; Streptophyta; Magnoliopsida; Rosales; Rosaceae
Product: 26S proteasome non-ATPase regulatory subunit 2 homolog A
Exons: 25
Coding region: 69-2762 (897 amino acids)
Biological process (GO): proteasome-mediated ubiquitin-dependent protein catabolic process; regulation of protein catabolic process
Cellular component (GO): proteasome storage granule; proteasome regulatory particle, base subcomplex; nucleus
Molecular function (GO): enzyme regulator activity
Source: RefSeq, a predicted model, not a curated record
GUGAACAUUAGCAAGGAGUCUCCACUUUCUUGUUCAAGAGGAAAGUAGAGCAGCAUCGACCAUCGACCAUGGCAUCGCAAGAUCCGAACACGAACACCGCAAGCGGAAGCGGCAGCGGCAAGCAGGACGAGCCCACCAAACCGCCGCCCCCAAAGGAUUCCAAAAAGAAAGAUGACAAGAAGGACGAGGAUUUGUCCGAUGAAGAUUUGGCCUUGAAGCAACAAUUGGAGUUAUAUGUGGAGAGGGUUCAAGAUCCCGAUCCUGGGUUGCAGAAGGUUGCCCUUGAGAGUAUGAGGCAGGAAAUUCGUACCUCAACUAGUUCCAUGACCUCAGUUCCAAAGCCGUUAAAAUAUCUUCGCCCGCAUUAUGGAACUCUAAAAGCAUAUUAUGAAACAAUGAGUGAUUCGGAUUUGAAGAAAUACCUCGCAGAUAUAUUGUCGGUUUUGGCAUUGACCAUGUCUGCUGAAGGAGAACGGGAAAGCUUAAAGUUUAGAUUAUUGGGUUCAGAUGGUGAUAUUGGUUCAUGGGGCCAUGAAUAUGUCAGGAAUUUAGCUGGAGAAAUUGCUCAAGAAUAUGCCAAGCGACAGUUACAGAGUGAUGAGACCCCCUUUGAUGAUCUAAUGGAACUAGUACAACAAAUAGUUGCUUUUCACAUGAGGCACAAUGCUGAACCGGAAGCUGUUGACCUUUUAAUGGAGGUGGAAGACCUUGAUCUGUUAGUUGAGCAUGUUGAUAAGACAAAUUUUAAGAGGACUUGUCUCUACCUCACCAGUUCGGCAAGAUACCUUCCUGGACCAGAUGAUAUGUUAGUUUUGGAUAUUGCAUUCAUGAUAUAUCUGAAAUUUGAAGAGUAUCCAAAUGCACUUCAGAUUGCUCUUUUCCUCGACAAUAAGGAGUAUGUAAAGCAAGUCUUUACCUCUUGUGAUGAUCUGCUGCGUAAAAAGCAAUUCUGUUACAUCCUUGCCAGACAUGGUAGUAAUUUUGAGCUUAAUGAUGAGAUGGUUGCAGAAGAUGAAGAAAGAGAAGCAUUGCAGGAUAUUAUCAAUAACGCUAAACUCAGUGAAGGUUAUCUUACCCUUGCUCGUGAUAUUGAGGUCAUGGAGGCCAAAACUCCAGAAGAUAUAUACAAGGCACACUUACUUGAUGGUCGGGCAAGUGCUGGUGCUAGUGUUGAUUCAGCCAGACAGAACUUAGCUGCUACAUUUGUUAAUGCAUUUGUCAAUGCUGGCUUUGGUCAGGAUAAGUUGAUGACUGUCCCAUCAGAUGCCUCGAGUGGUGGUGCAUCAGGAAACUGGCUUUUCAAGAAUAAGGAACAUGGGAAGACCAGUGCUGCAGCAAGUCUGGGUACAAUUUUACUGUGGGAUGUUGACUCCGGGCUGGCUCAAAUUGACAAGUACUUCCACAGCAAUGACAACCAUGUUAUUGCUGGUGCGUUGUUAGGGGUUGGGAUUGUCAAUUGCAGUAUAAAAAAUGAUUGUGAUCCAGCACUGGCACUUCUGGGCGAAUACAUAGAUAAAGAAGAUCCGUCUAUCCGAAUUGGUGCAAUAAUGGGUCUAGGGAUUGCAUAUGCUGGUGCUGAGAACGAGCAGAUACGUAGUAAGCUGACUCCUAUACUAAAUGACGCCAAAGCUCCCCUUGAUGUUAUCACAUUCGCUGCAAUCUCCUUGGGGUUGAUAUAUGUUGGUUCUUGCAAUGAGGAGGUGGCUCAGGCAAUUAUAUUUGCACUAAUGGACCGAAGUGACGCUGAGUUGGGGGAGCCCCUUGCUCGCCUAAUACCCCUCAGCCUAGGUCUUCUGUACCUUGGGAAGCAGGAAAGUGUUGAGGCCACUGCUGAAGUUUCAAAGACAUUUCAUGAAAAAAUCAGAAAACAUUGUGAUAUGACUCUGCUUUCUUGUGCUUAUGCGGGAACAGGAAAUGUUCUCAAGGUUCAAAACCUUCUUGGCCAUUGUUCACAACAUCUUGAGAAGGGUGAAACACACCAGGGCCCUGCUGUGCUUGGUAUUGCGAUGAUAGCAAUGGCUGAAGAGUUGGGACUUGAGAUGGCAAUUCGUUCAUUGGAGCAUCUUCUACAAUAUGGAGAACAAAAUAUCCGUCGGGCAGUUCCUUUGGCUCUUGGUCUCCUUUGCAUAUCAAAUCCAAAGGUCACCGUUAUGGACACAUUAAGCAGACUUAGCCAUGAUACGGAUUCAGAAGUAGCAAUGGCGGCAGUAAUUUCCUUAGGUGUGAUAGGGGCAGGAACCAACAAUGCCAGAAUAGCUGCCAUGCUUCGCAAUCUCUCAAGUUAUUACUACAAGGAUGCCAGCCUACUCUUCUGUGUGCGAAUUGCUCAAGGUCUUGUUCAUUUAGGAAAGGGUUUAUUGACUCUAAAUCCAUAUCAUUCUGAUCGCUUCUUGUUAUCACCGGCAGCACUUGGUGGAAUCAUAACCAUGCUGCAUGCAUGUCUUGAUAUGAAAGCCAUCAUUUUGGGGAAGUAUCAUUAUGUUCUCUACUUUCUGAUAUUGGCAAUGCAGCCGAGAAUGUUGCUAACUGUGGACGAGAAUCUAAAGCCGUUGUCUGUCCCUGUUCGGGUCGGCCAAGCUGUGGAUGUUGUUGGCCAGGCGGGUCGUCCCAAAACAAUUACUGGCUUUCAGACCCACUCAACACCAGUUCUUUUGGCUGCCGGCGAUAGAGCUGAGCUAGCGACUGAGAAGUAUAUUCCCCUUUCCCCAAUCCUUGAAGGGUUUGUGAUUUUGAAAGAAAAUCCAGAGUAUCGGGAAGAGUAAAUAUGCCAACAUCGACAUUAGCUGGGCAGUGUGGAUGAAUUUGGAUGCAAGCUGGUUCCAAGAAGGUAGCACAUUGGUAGGAGUUAGAUGAAUGCAUAUAUUCAAAUGCCUCUGUGAUGAGAGAAGAUAUGCAAAUACUGUUGAUGAUAUCAUUCAAUAGCAUGUUGUUUUUUGUACUUUUAAUGUUUGGUCAGUGUUCUUGUAACUUGAUUUCGGUAACUGAAUGUAAACCUGGCGGCUGUUGAUCACUUACUUUCAAAACUAAAAUAGAUCAGCGUCAAUAUAAGACUACUGCAAGUAGUUUUUGUUGAUUCUCAA